Molecule: messenger RNA, 1737 nt
Organism: Erythranthe guttata (spotted monkey flower)
Lineage: Eukaryota; Viridiplantae; Streptophyta; Magnoliopsida; Lamiales; Phrymaceae
Product: transmembrane protein, putative (DUF247)
Source: RefSeq, a predicted model, not a curated record
UCUUUCUUCAAUGAAUGAACGAAUGAAAAUGAUUACUUUCACGUGAACCGAAUAUUCCACUUUCCAAUCUUCACGGAAUAUUCCUUUUUCUUUUUUUGUCGAUAUGGGCAGCAGUUCUGCUGGAGAAAUUGAAACCGCCGGCGACCGCCCCGCCGGAAUCUGGCAAGUCAACGUCGACAGACUGACUUCUAUGCAGCAGAAAAUCGCCGACUCGCCGCAGAUACUGAGUAGAUCCGCCGGCCGGAGCACUUGCUCAAUCUUCAGAGUCCCCCAAAGCCUGAUCGACAUCAACGGCCGCUGCUACCAGCCCCACAUCGUCUCCGUCGGCCCUUUCCACCACGGCAAACCCAACCUCAAAAUGAUCGAAGAGCACAAGUGGCGAUUCCUCGGCUCUCUCCUCAAACGAACCCGAACCAAACCCUUGGUUCUGGAGGAUCUAUUGAAAUCCGUUCAGCCACUCGAAUCCAAAGCCAGGGAGUGCUACUCCACCGCCAUCAAUUUCACCGUCCACGAAUUCACCGAAUUGCUGGUUCUCGAUGGCUGCUUCGUCGUCGAGCUUUUCAGAAAAUUCGGCGGCGUUGUUGCAUUUGAAGCCGACGACCCCCUGCUUUCGAUGUCGUGGGUCUACCCGUUUUUUCUUAGGGAUUUGAUCCGACUCGAAAACCAGAUCCCCUUUUUCGUUCUCCAACGCUUGUUCGAUAUGACGAUAAUGCCCUCCGAACAAUCCGGCCCCUCCCUAUCCAAUUUAACCCUCACAUUCUUCAACAACGCCCUCCAAAGAUCCGACGAAUUCGUCCACAAAUUAGGCGAAAUCACCGGAAAACACUUGCUCGAUUUGCUCCGUUCGAGUUUCAUUCCAGAAGGCUACAGAGAGCCGAAGCAAACCCGUUACCCGAACACCCACGUCAUCCAAUGCAUUUCGAAGCUCAGGAAAGCCGGCAUCCAUCUACAGCCCGGAAACUCCGAAAACUUUCUAGUCGUGAAAUUCAGGAACGGAGUCAUCGAAAUGCCGACCAUAGCGAUCGACGAUUUCAUGAGCUCGUUUCUGCUGAACUGCGUGGCGUACGAGCAGUGCCACAGGGACUGCUCCAAGCAUUUGACGACGUACGCGACGCUGUUGGAUUGCCUGAUCAACACCGCAAAAGACGUCGAGUAUUUGUGCGAUAAGAAUAUUCUCGAGAAUUACUUCGGGACGGAUGCUGAAAUAGCGAGGUUUAUCAACAACAUGGGGAAGGAUGUCACGUUCGAUAUCGAUAUGUGUUAUCUGACGGAGGAGUUUAAUGAGGUGAACAAUUACUACAAGAACCAUUGGCAUGUGCAUUUGGCGAGUUUUAAGUACACUUAUUUCAAUACGCCGUGGUCUUUUAUUUCAGCGUUGGCUGCUUUAGUUCUUUUGCUUCUUACUGUGGCUCAGACAUAUUUUACGAUCUUGGGUUAUGUUCGCCCGGCGGCGUAGGAAUGAAUCGGUACUAAUUUGUUUUUCGAUUUUUCGAUGUGUUUAUUUGUGUGAAUGAAAUAUACUCUCUUUUUGAUUCACCCUUUUGUUGUAAAUUGUAAUAGUUGGAGUCUUGGUUUGUGUUGUGAUUUACGCGGGAAAUAAAUGUCUUACAGAGAGGAGCAGGGGAUUUUUUGUAUUUUACACCCCCAUGUUUAUUGUGAUUGUUAACAGAACUCAUUUUAUUAUUUGUAUUUGUAUAAAUUUGAAUGUACUAAAAUAUAUUGCCAUCGUAUGUUUAA